GACAGUUGGCAACAGGUUUCACUGGACAACAUAAUUUACUCCAGCUUACAAACAGCUCUUUCUUUAUAUGUGCACAGAGGUAUUCAUUUAAUAACACUUUAGAUGUCACGUUUUUCAAGUAUACUCCAUUGAUUUCUUUGAAGAAUACCAAAGAUGAUAAGGAUGAUGUUUCAACAUGCAAAGAAGCAUCCAGGGUUAAUCCCACAAUUUUUCUUCCUGACUCUCGGCAUCACAGGGGCCAGUCUUUACCUGAUUCGUCUGGCAAGAGGACCUCAUGUCACCCUCUGGGAUAAAAAGAACAACCCAGAGCCUUGGACCAAACUUGAUCCAACCUACCAAUACAAGAGAAAAAGAGGAUUUUCUGAGGGGUUUCAAGGCCGCCUUGCUUGCCGGUGGAAUGAAAGUCGCUGCCGACAAAAGUUUGUGGCCGUCAGCACUGACUACAAGAACCUGAAGAAAGAGGGCCCUGACUUCUAAAGGUCCUCCACGCAACUGCAGGGACACCAAGUUUGGAAUGAACUCCUUCUGUCACCUCAGAGAUGUGAAACGUCUUCCUGGACAUUUUGUCUUUCUCACAUAAUGCAGAAAAGAAAUAAAUUAACAUUGUAAGACAGUGAACCAAAACUAUUAAAGACUGCAUGAGACAAAAGACUGGUUCGUCAAUGCACUACUGUC
Messenger RNA from Labrus mixtus (cuckoo wrasse), 675 nucleotides. Its product is annotated as cytochrome c oxidase subunit NDUFA4. The transcript has 5 exons. Bases 154 to 477 code for a protein of 107 amino acids. NCBI's taxonomy places the organism in Eukaryota, Metazoa, Chordata, Actinopteri, Labriformes, Labridae. The record is from RefSeq and is a predicted model, not a curated record.